AUGUCGAUCCUCUCAAACGAAACAAGGCAAAAGUGGCUCUACGGCUCAACCUUGCCAUAUGCUGAAGCUCCAUGGGCGAGGGGUUGUCCCAGCCCUUACUACCGCGACAGCCAUCGUCGACUCCGAGAUGCAAUGCGGACAUGGGUCGAGACAAAUCUCGUCCCCUUCGUGCAGGACUGGGAGCAAGCCGCCACUCUGCCCGCCGAAUUAUGGCACAAAGCCGCGGAAGAUGGCGUCCUCAUGCCAAUGGGCGCUGGAUCGAAAAUCCCCGAGGACUGGAGAGGGGUUCAUCCAAUCAUUGGAAACGUGCCUCCGGAGGAGUGGGAUGGCUUUCAUGAUUUCAUCCUUCACGAUGAGUUUGGUCGCGUGGGUGGCGCCGGGUUCGUACCACGCCUUUUUUGGAUUUAUGAAAGGAAGCAUACACUGGCCAUCCCGGCCAUCCAGCGUUUUGGAAGCGCACAAUUGAGACAACGAGUAAUUCCGGAUGUGCUUCGCGGCAAGUCUCGAAUAGCUUUGGCCAUUACUGAACCCGAUGCCGGCUCUGAUGUUGCAGGCCUACAGACGGAAGCCAGGCUCACAGCAGAUGGCCAGCACUUCAUCAUCAAUGGACAGAAAAAGUGGAUAUCAUCUGGGACAUACGCCGACUACUUCCUCACGCUGGUGAAAGAGUCAGAUGGAAAUUUCACUCUUCUGGUGGUCCCACGGCAGGAAGGCCUGACCACGAGACAUAUCACCGUUUCUGGCUCGACGACAGCCGGAACAGCCUUUGUUGACUUUGACGACGUCAAGGUCCCGGUUGGAAUGGUUGUGGGGGAGCGGGGCAAAGGCUUUAAAUAUGUGGUUUCUAACUUCAACCAUGAGCGGCUGUUCAUCAGCAUGCAGGCGCUUCGCUGUUCAAGGGUCUGCCUCGAGGACUCCAUCCAGUACGCCCUGUCGAGGCAGACGUUUGGGAAAGUAUUGGUAGAACACGCUGUCAUCCGAUACAAGUUUGCGAACAUGAGUAGAGAGGUUGAGGCGCUUCAGUCAUGGCUAGAAAGCCUGAUUUACCAACUCCAUUCCUUGUCUCCUGCCGAGGCCGAAUUUCUUCUGGCCGGCACGACAGCACAGAUCAAGGCCCACGCCGGCAUAGUCUUGCAGCACGUGGCAGGCGAUGCCAUUCAGAUCAUGGGCGGGAUUGGUUUGACGAGGGGCGGGCGUGGAGAACGAGUAGAGAGGAUUUGGCGCGACGUUAAAGCUCUCACAGUCCCUGGUGGUAGCGAAGAGAUCAUGUUGGACCUUGCAGUACGACGAGCCGUCAAGGCGCAUACAGAGCUUGAGAGGCUCAGCGUCUCGAAAGAGCGUCUCUGAGAUUCAUACUAGGCUCUCUCGGGGGUGUAUGAUCUAUUCUGCAUAGAACGGCAAGGGGUGUCCAAGAAGAUUCGAUGCCGUGAUACAUUUCUACUUGUGUGUAUAGACAUGCUGUGACGCUCUCAGAAGCUUCCGUUACGCCAAUCGUAUGCAUUU
Cryphonectria parasitica EP155 is the source of this 1503-nucleotide messenger RNA. RefSeq names its product acyl-CoA dehydrogenase NM domain-like protein. Bases 1 to 1347 code for a protein of 448 amino acids. The record is from RefSeq and is a predicted model, not a curated record. Gene Ontology annotation, molecular function: acyl-CoA dehydrogenase activity; flavin adenine dinucleotide binding. Lineage: Eukaryota; Fungi; Ascomycota; Sordariomycetes; Diaporthales; Cryphonectriaceae. The transcript has 8 exons.